Gavialis gangeticus (Gharial) is the source of this 1838-nucleotide messenger RNA. RefSeq names its product non-POU domain containing, octamer-binding (gene NONO). The coding region runs from base 32 to 1414 and encodes 460 amino acids. The transcript has 11 exons. Gene Ontology annotation, biological process: regulation of DNA-templated transcription. Gene Ontology annotation, cellular component: nucleus. Gene Ontology annotation, molecular function: RNA binding. Lineage: Eukaryota; Metazoa; Chordata; Crocodylia; Gavialidae. The record is from RefSeq and is a predicted model, not a curated record.
CCCCCGCAGCCGGCGCCGCUCGGUUGGAAAAAUGCAGGGUAAUAAAGGCUUUAACAUGGAUAAACAGAACCACACUCCAAGAAAACAGCAUCAGCAACAUCAGCAACCACCGAUUCCUGCCAACGGGCAACAGACCAACAGCCAGAAUGAAGGUCUGACAAUUGACCUGAAGAAUUUUCGGAAACCUGGUGAAAAGACCUUCACCCAGAGGAGCCGUCUGUUUGUGGGGAACCUGCCCCCAGAUAUUACAGAGGAGGAGAUGAGGAAGUUAUUUGAGAAAUAUGGAAAGGCAGGUGAAGUCUUCAUACACAAGGACAAAGGCUUUGGCUUUAUUAGGCUGGAAACUCGCACUCUGGCAGAGAUUGCAAAAGUGGAACUUGACAACAUGCCUCUGCGUGGGAAACAGCUAAGAGUGCGUUUUGCCUGCCAUAGCGCAUCGCUGACCGUCAGAAACCUGCCUCAGUUUGUGUCAAAUGAGCUCCUUGAGGAGGCCUUCUCGAUAUUUGGCCAAGUGGAGAGGGCUGUGGUAAUUGUGGAUGACAGAGGAAGAUCUUCUGGGAAAGGCAUUGUGGAGUUCUCAGGGAAGCCAGCUGCCAGAAAAGCCCUGGAUAGAUGCAGCGAAGGGUCUUUCUUGCUAACUACGUUUCCUCGGCCUGUCACUGUGGAGCCCAUGGACCAGUAUGAUGAUGAGGAGGGACUGCCAGAGAAAUUGGUCAUCAAAAACCAGCAGUAUCACAAGGAGCGUGAGCAGCCUCCUCGGUUUGCACAGCCUGGCACCUUUGAGUAUGAGUAUGCCAUGCGCUGGAAGGCUUUGAUAGAGAUGGAGAAGCAGCAGCAAGAACAAGUAGACCGUAACAUCAAGGAAGCACGAGAGAAGCUAGAGAUGGAGAUGGAAGCAGCUCGCCACGAGCACCAAGUUAUGCUUAUGCGGCAAGAUUUAAUGAGACGUCAGGAAGAACUGAGGAGAAUGGAGGAACUGCAUAACCAGGAAGUGCAGAAACGUAAACAGCUGGAACUCAGGCAGGAGGAAGAACGCAGGCGCCGUGAGGAGGAAAUGAGGAGGCAGCAGGAGGAGAUGAUGAGGCGUCAGCAGGAGGGCUUUAAAGGGAAUUUUCCUGAUGCGAGGGAACCACCAGACAUGCGGAUGGGACAAAUGGGCAUGGGAGGUGCCAUUGGCAUGAACAAUAGAGGCGCCAUGGGUGGCACCAAUGUCCCAGCUGGUGCACCCCCGGCAGCUGGUCCUGGAGCCAUGAUACCUGAUGGGGCCAUGGGGAUGACUCCACCACCGCCUGCUGAUCGCUUUGGCCAGGGCAGCGCAAUGGAAGGACUUGGAGCUAUGGGAGGAAACCCGCCUGGCUUCAACAGAGGAAAUCCUGGGGGGGAAUUUGGUCCUAACAAACGUCGCAGAUACUAAUAGGAUUAAGUUACCCCCUACCGACACCCCAAAGAGGAAAGGAAUCUUGGCAGGCCAUGCAGGGUUCUACUUGGGUGGGGGGAGAUUGUUCACAGUAGUUUAAUUAGGGCCUGCCUCGGCAAAGCCACUCUAGGGACGGGGAGUGCAGUCUGACUGGUAAAGGUUCUAGUAAAUUUUGUGUGGUGCAUUCCUAUAAUUUCAAUGUGAAAAUGACAUGGGAGGUUUCAGUAGCUGUGCAGUAAAAGUAAGACCUGGCUAGGACCCUGAUGCCUUUACCAUUCCAAGUUUCCUGUAUGCAGCCACAGCCCUGAGACUAACUUAGAUACAGUUGAAGAAUUUCAUAGCUUUCUUCUAGCCCAAUACAGCUCCUCUGGCAGCACAGGCAAGUCUCUGGAGCAUUAAGGGAGCACCCAGAUAUUUUGCA